This is a messenger RNA of Rhineura floridana, 2716 nucleotides long. It is a transcript of the gene UBC, whose product is annotated as ubiquitin C. The transcript is spliced from 2 exons. Gene Ontology annotation, cellular component: nucleus; cytoplasm. Bases 142 to 2628 code for a protein of 828 amino acids. The record is from RefSeq and is a predicted model, not a curated record. Gene Ontology annotation, biological process: modification-dependent protein catabolic process; protein ubiquitination. Gene Ontology annotation, molecular function: protein tag activity; ubiquitin protein ligase binding. Lineage: Eukaryota; Metazoa; Chordata; Lepidosauria; Squamata; Rhineuridae.
GGUUUUUUUUUUUGGCGGAGUGAUCUUAUCUAGAGAAUCCUAUAUAAGUGGCGGUCGCAACCGGUGGCGUAGUUAGAACUAGUCGCCUCUUGUUGCUCUUAUUCUGCUGUUUGCUUGGACCGGCUCAAGCUCUGCGAGAAAAUGCAGAUCUUUGUGAAGACCUUGACUGGCAAGACCAUCACCUUGGAGGUGGAGCCAAGUGACACCAUUGAGAAUGUCAAGGCCAAGAUUCAGGACAAAGAAGGCAUUCCCCCGGACCAACAGAGGCUGAUCUUUGCUGGCAAGCAGCUGGAAGAUGGCCGCACCCUCUCUGACUACAACAUCCAGAAGGAGUCUACCCUCCAUCUUGUGCUCCGCUUGAGAGGUGGGAUGCAAAUCUUUGUGAAGACCUUGACUGGCAAGACCAUCACCUUGGAGGUGGAGCCAAGUGACACCAUUGAGAAUGUCAAGGCCAAGAUUCAGGACAAAGAAGGCAUUCCCCCGGACCAACAGAGGCUGAUCUUUGCUGGCAAGCAGCUGGAAGAUGGCCGCACCCUCUCUGACUACAACAUCCAGAAGGAGUCUACCCUCCAUCUUGUGCUCCGCUUGAGAGGUGGGAUGCAAAUCUUUGUGAAGACCUUGACUGGCAAGACCAUCACCUUGGAGGUGGAGCCAAGUGACACCAUUGAGAAUGUCAAGGCCAAGAUUCAGGACAAAGAAGGCAUUCCCCCGGACCAACAGAGGCUGAUCUUUGCUGGCAAGCAGCUGGAAGAUGGCCGCACCCUCUCUGACUACAACAUCCAGAAGGAGUCUACCCUCCAUCUUGUGCUCCGCUUGAGAGGUGGGAUGCAAAUCUUUGUGAAGACCUUGACUGGCAAGACCAUCACCUUGGAGGUGGAGCCAAGUGACACCAUUGAGAAUGUCAAGGCCAAGAUUCAGGACAAAGAAGGCAUUCCCCCGGACCAACAGAGGUUGAUCUUUGCUGGCAAGCAGCUGGAAGAUGGCCGCACCCUCUCUGACUACAACAUCCAGAAGGAGUCUACCCUCCAUCUUGUGCUCCGCUUGAGAGGUGGGAUGCAAAUCUUUGUGAAGACCUUGACUGGCAAGACCAUCACCUUGGAGGUGGAGCCAAGUGACACCAUUGAGAAUGUCAAGGCCAAGAUUCAGGACAAAGAAGGCAUUCCCCCGGACCAACAGAGGCUGAUCUUUGCUGGCAAGCAGCUGGAAGAUGGCCGCACCCUCUCUGACUACAACAUCCAGAAGGAGUCUACCCUCCAUCUUGUGCUCCGCUUGAGAGGUGGGAUGCAAAUCUUUGUGAAGACCUUGACUGGCAAGACCAUCACCUUGGAGGUGGAGCCAAGUGACACCAUUGAGAAUGUCAAGGCCAAGAUUCAGGACAAAGAAGGCAUUCCCCCGGACCAACAGAGGUUGAUCUUUGCUGGCAAGCAGCUGGAAGAUGGCCGCACCCUCUCUGACUACAACAUCCAGAAGGAGUCUACCCUCCAUCUUGUGCUCCGCUUGAGAGGUGGGAUGCAAAUCUUUGUGAAGACCUUGACUGGCAAGACCAUCACCUUGGAGGUGGAGCCAAGUGACACCAUUGAGAAUGUCAAGGCCAAGAUUCAGGACAAAGAAGGCAUUCCGCCGGACCAACAGAGGCUGAUCUUUGCUGGCAAGCAGCUGGAAGAUGGCCGUACCCUCUCUGACUACAACAUCCAGAAGGAGUCUACCCUCCAUCUUGUGCUCCGCUUGAGAGGUGGGAUGCAAAUCUUUGUGAAGACCUUGACUGGCAAGACCAUCACCUUGGAGGUGGAGCCAAGUGACACCAUUGAGAAUGUCAAGGCCAAGAUUCAGGACAAAGAAGGCAUUCCCCCGGACCAACAGAGGCUGAUCUUUGCUGGCAAGCAGCUGGAAGAUGGCCGCACCCUCUCUGACUACAACAUCCAGAAGGAGUCUACCCUCCAUCUUGUGCUCCGCUUGAGAGGUGGGAUGCAAAUCUUUGUGAAGACCUUGACUGGCAAGACCAUCACCUUGGAGGUGGAGCCAAGUGACACCAUUGAGAAUGUCAAGGCCAAGAUUCAGGACAAAGAAGGCAUUCCCCCGGACCAACAGAGGUUGAUCUUUGCUGGCAAGCAGCUGGAAGAUGGCCGCACCCUCUCUGACUACAAUAUCCAGAAGGAGUCUACCCUCCAUCUUGUGCUCCGCUUGAGAGGUGGGAUGCAAAUCUUUGUGAAGACCUUGACUGGCAAGACCAUCACCUUGGAGGUGGAGCCAAGUGACACCAUUGAGAAUGUCAAGGCCAAGAUUCAGGACAAAGAAGGCAUUCCCCCGGACCAACAGAGGCUGAUCUUUGCUGGCAAGCAGCUGGAAGAUGGCCGCACCCUCUCUGACUACAACAUCCAGAAGGAGUCUACCCUCCAUCUUGUGCUCCGCUUGAGAGGUGGGAUGCAAAUCUUUGUGAAGACCUUGACUGGCAAGACCAUCACCUUGGAGGUGGAGCCAAGUGACACCAUUGAGAAUGUCAAGGCCAAGAUUCAGGACAAAGAAGGCAUUCCCCCGGACCAACAGAAGCUGAUCUUUGCUGGCAUGCAGCUGGAAGAUGGCCGUACCCUCUCCAGAAGGAGUCCGUCUUGCACCUGGUUCUACGUUUAAGGGGUGGUAUUUAAACUUGCUGGUUACUUACAACCACCAAAAUAAACUUCAGUGCACUUUGUUUUAAUAAAGCUGUUGCAUUCCCAAA